Molecule: messenger RNA, 1014 nt
Organism: Gigantopelta aegis
Lineage: Eukaryota; Metazoa; Mollusca; Gastropoda; Neomphalida; Peltospiridae
Product: probable G-protein coupled receptor No9
Exons: 2
Coding region: 1-1014 (337 amino acids)
Biological process (GO): G protein-coupled receptor signaling pathway
Cellular component (GO): membrane
Molecular function (GO): G protein-coupled receptor activity
Source: RefSeq, a predicted model, not a curated record
AUGAAUACGACAGAAGACUUGGACUCAGUUCUGUUCUGGGGUCUGCACGACCAAGGCGUCACUCUUGAGUACCUCAUGGUCAACAUCGUCCUCUUCAUCAUCGGAGUCUUCGUCGUCUUCCUCAACGCCGUCGUCUUCUACGCCAUGACUCGAGAAAACCCCUCCGACGGCGACGUCAGCAACUACAUCAUCGCCAACCUCUCCGUCACGGACAUGAUCACCGGCAUGUUUGUCGUCUACACGGUCGUCUACAAUCUCGUCAACUUCCAGUCAAAGGUGGAGUGCUACAUCAGACUCGGAUUCGUCCAUUUCUUCUCCCAGUCCUCGGUCUUUCACCUUGUCCUUCUGACCGCCGACAGAUACGUGAAGAUCAUAUUCCCUUACAAACACAUCAUCAUCUUUAAACGGAGACCCGUCAUCUACGCAUCAGCGAUCAUUUGGGUGUUGUCUUUCCUCUACGGAGCCUUGCCCAUCAUGGGAUGGCACAAGGCACUGAUACCCGGGGGUGUUCCUUGUAGUUACCUGGGGACGCUUAGUGAUGGCUUCUUGCACUUGACCAUGGCGACAUACUUCUCUCCGAGUUUCAUGCUCAAUGUGAUGUACGCUCAUAUAUUCAUGGUGGCCAGGAAGCACCAGAGAGCUAUACGUAACCUGGAGGUGGGACCGGACAGCCUCGGUUUUGACAAGAAGAGCUGGAAAUUAACCAAGACCGUCGUCAUCAUCAGCGGAGCUUACAUUUUAUGUUGGACACCCAUGGGUAUUGUCAUAAUGCUGCAUCUGUACGGAUUUCUACGAGGGAUGACGUCAGAGGAAAGUAGCAGCUACGUUGUCUACGGCAGCAUUUCCGCCUACUGCAACGCCCUCGUGAACCCGAUCAUCUACGCGUUCAAACUUCCGGUCGUCAGGAAAUACUACAAGCGCCUGUUUUGUUCGUGUGUGUGUCGUCACGUUCGGCAUGAGACCCCACUUGGGACGAAUGGGUCGACCCAACAAACAUCAUCACACUCACACUAA